GGAGCCUAGACGCGCCGAUAGCGUGAAGACGGACUCGGCGGAUACGCUAGGCCUAAGCUUAGGUGGGGACCGAUCUCGGCGCGGGAAACUGGCGAAAGCCAAAAUGUGAACAUGAACGGCCCAAUUAUGUGCGAUGCAGAAUGUGACAGUGAGACGCUGCUGGUCGUUUUUCCGCGCUUAUGCACUUACUGCAGAUCCACUGGAUAAGGCAAAGGCGACCAGGACUGUAACGGAGAUGUUCUUUUCAUGCAAAAACGAUAUCAUCCGCCAAAACGUCAAGCCAUCAAUAAUACAUGAAGCCGACAGGCUCUGCGUGUCAUGGCGAGUGUGCUACGUCAUCGGAGCAGACAACAAGAAUGCUUCACUGACGUUUGGAGACGUAACAGUGGACUGUAUGCAAAUGAUGGCUCGCACUUGGGUCACAGUGUCCCCGGGUGCCCCGAAGAAGUACAACAUUGACGUCGACGCAGUGGCAGCUGUGUACAAACGAUGUGCCGGGCGCUUGCUUCCCAAGGACGUAAGGCACAUUCUCGAAGGAGUAAAAUGGAUGAAGGACUUCAUCUCCGGUUGAUAGUCGCUUUUUUACAGCGCCAAAAGAAAUAAAUAACUGACCCAUCACCAAAAGUCCAAUACUUCUAAUGUGGUCACUAUCUAUGUGGACUUCAAAACU
Molecule: messenger RNA, 670 nt
Organism: Dermacentor albipictus
Lineage: Eukaryota; Metazoa; Arthropoda; Arachnida; Ixodida; Ixodidae
Source: RefSeq, a predicted model, not a curated record